Messenger RNA from Dujonia railenensis, 957 nucleotides. The record is from the annotation of a GenBank genome assembly. Lineage: Eukaryota; Fungi; Ascomycota; Pichiomycetes; Serinales; Debaryomycetaceae.
AUGAAGUCGUCCAGCUUAUUUCUGCUCCUUUCAAUUCUUGCGUUGGCAGUUGCCGAUGUUAACAACUAUUACUUCUAUGCUGUCACUGAUGAUGGAGACUCAGAAGUUGAUAAUUUGUACGUUCAAGCAGCUUUGGAAACUGAUGAUACAGUCUAUUUCUUCUUGGGAGCAAAGUCUGAAGCAGUAACUUUCGCUUGUGAUACAUCAGCUAAUAAGUGUACAGUGUCUUUCCAGGACCAAAUAUUUCAAAUUGGAUCCAAUGAUGACUUUUUUGUUGUGGGUGUCAUAGAUGGAGCUGGUAUAUCACCUUAUGUUAGCUUAGAAACUGACGCAGACUCAAUGAUCACUUAUGGAGGAGUAUACAUCGAUGGAUACGAUUUUCAUGCUAAGAAAAAUGCCGAUGAUCCAAUACUGUACUCAAAGGAUAAGUUUUCUCUACUCGUUGAAGGUUUUGUUGCGGAUUCUUCAACUUACGGUUUUAAGCUUUACAACGAAAAGGCUCCACGUAAUGCUACAGCAGACGCAGGCGUAUUUAAUCCAAGCAGCAUUGUGAUAGAAGAUGAUGCUGAAACUGAGACUGAAACAGGGACAGGAUCAGACGAUACAGAAACUGGAUCGGGCACAGUUAUCUUUAAUGAAACAGAAUCCGAAUCCGGUUCCAGUUCUGCAAGAAACGUCAGCUCAGUUAGUGCUACCUUAACAAAGUCAGGUAGUAAGUCUACUACUUUUUCAAGUUCCCAUGUUACCUCAACCACAAAUUCAGAUUCAGCCAAAGAAUCUCCUUCAAGUGAAACAAGUGAAGCAAGCGAAACAAGCGGUUCAAGCAGCUCAGCUACCUCUGAAACAGGUUCGAGUAAUUCUGCUACUACAGGAUCACAAACUUCAUCGGGAGGUGCUCAAAGUAAAUACUUCUGUAGUGGUAUCGGAAUUAUUGCAAUUUUCUUCGCUCUCAUCUGA